AUGGAUUCAUGCUCGAAAGACUCUGUUAAUUCCGAAGAAGAUGUUGCUAGUAAAGAGGAUAACUCCGUUUCUGUUAUUAUUUCCAACCCUAAAGUUCUCGAUUGUUACAACUGUUUUCAACCCUUAACUGUUCCAGUCUUUCAGUGUGAUAAUGGUCAUACUUUUUGCUCUACCUGUUGUCCUCAACUUGAGAACAAGUGUGUCCAGUGUUCAUCGCGCAUUAGCUCUAAAGGUUGUAAAGCCAUAGAGAAUAUUCUGCAAUCUAUUGAAAUGCCAUGUUCAAAUGAAGAAUAUGGCUGUAGGGAGACAAUAACGUAUAUUGGAAAGAAAAAGCAUGUGGAAAGAUGCAAAUUUGCACCGUGUUACUGUCCCCUUUUAGGUUGUGACUUUGUUGCUGAAUCCAGAGUUUUGUCCAACCAUUUCAGCCACAAACACGAGGGCUCUCUGAUCAAAUUUUCUUAUGGUCACUCCUUCAUUGUAUCCUUGAAGUUCGAUGAAAAAACCAUUGUUCUUCAAGAAGAAAAUUCUGGCAAAUUAUUUAUUCUCCAUAAUAGUGCUAUGCUUUUGGGAAAUUCAGUCAAUAUUAGCUGCAUUGAUCCUAACUUUUUUAAGGCCUAUUAUGGUUAUGAUAUAUUGGCUAGGUCCAAAAAUUGCAGUCUAAAAUUGCAUUCUUCCGCGAAGAAUAUCCAGAAGGUUACUUUAGCAAGUAAUUCAUCAGAGUUCCUCGUGAUUCCAUCUAGUUAUUUUGGUUCUUCUAAAUUUGUCAAGCUAGAAAUUUGCAUAACCUGCAAGAUGCAAAUCUUUCUAAGAAAUCUGCAUGGAAAGACGACCACUCUGAAUGUUGAGAGUUCCGACACCAUAGCCAAUGUGAAGGAGGUGAUUCUUGAUAUGGAUGGGAUCCCGGUGAGCAAGCAACGCCUGUUUUUUCAAGGCAGGCAACUAGAUGACCGCAGCACCAUAGCGGAUUGCAACAUCCAAAAUGAAUCAACCCUCCACCUCUUGCUCCACUUGUGGAGGUUCCGUAUCAUAAAGAAAAUCAUCUAUAAGUAG
Molecule: messenger RNA, 1050 nt
Organism: Vicia faba (fava bean)
Lineage: Eukaryota; Viridiplantae; Streptophyta; Magnoliopsida; Fabales; Fabaceae
Source: the annotation of a GenBank genome assembly